GUCCAAGGAACAUUAGAGUAGCACACAGUCCGAUGCUGGUUAAGGUGUCAUGGAUUUGUAAACCUUGUCGACAGUAACUAUUCAGUUCUUUCGGACAGAUGUUUUAGAAAACAGGUUGAUACUAUGGAUUGUAACUGAGAUAAUUAUCAGUUAGUUCGUUAAAAUGAAAAAGUUUACACCCAGCGUAAAGUCAUUGAGCAGUUUGACUAGGCAUGGUUCAAGCAGUGCCGUGGAGCAGGUUUGCAUGGUAGAUUGCCCUCAGAUUAAACCGAUCAAUCUUAUACCUGUUUUUGGAGAACAUAUUGUGGGACCUGAUGUUGCACGGCAAAAAGAUGGACAAGAAGUGGUCAAGGAGAAUGGAUGUGUCAGUGAUGUGCGGCCCCCUCCGAAACUGGGCUUUGAUAACCUGGGCUUUGUCCCAGGGAGCCCGUGUGAGUUGUGCCCCCAGGCCAGAGACUUGUGCUGUGGGGCCGCAGACACUGCUCUGGGGAGAGACCCAGAAAUCCAGACACCCCUGGCUCAAUCCGCCCUAGCGAGGAUCAGGGUGGAGGGUAUGACGUGCCAGUCGUGCGUGCGGUCCAUCGAGGGACGUGUAGGCCAAGUGCCGGGCGUCGUGGCCGUCCAGGUAUCCCUAAGUGACAAGGAAGCCACGGUGACCUUUAACCCUGGACUGGUAGUGCCAGAGGAGCUGAGGACGCACAUCGAGGACAUGGGGUUUGACGCUGCCCUCACUAACGGCUCCGUUCUGCCCUCCUCCCAUGGAGGGAAGGUGGAGGAGACAGCGGCAGGGGACGUGGCAGUGACCCUGGGCGUUGAUGGGAUGCAUUGUGGGUCGUGCGUGAACAACAUCCAGGAGCAUGUAUCUGGACUCAUGGGGGUCUCCUCCGUCAGCGUCUCCCUGGAAACCAGAAGCAUGGCCCUCAUGUACGACCCUUCACUGGUCGCCUUGGAGACAGUGAGAGGGCUUGUGGAAGGACUCCCGCCUGGUAAUUUUCGCGUGACCUUGCCGGCGGAACAUGAAGGAGCGACUGGGAGAACAGCUCUCACAGAGACGACCCCCAGCUCCCAGCAGCUGAACUUUGCACCCACGCCACCAACUGUAGACAGCGUGCCUCUCCAGGCUGUCACCAUUGGAAUCUCAGGGAUGACCUGCAACUCAUGUGUGCAGUCCAUUGAAGGGAUGAUAUCCCAGAGACCCGGAGUUGUGUCCAUCAGGGUCUCGUUAAAGGAGGAAAAGGGAACGGUGACCUUUAACCCCACUCUGACCAGUGCAGAAGAGCUAAGGGCCAACAUUGAGGAUAUGGGGUUUGAGGCCACGCUUGAGGAAGUGCCCAGCUCCACAGACAAAAGGACAACCACUGAAUCCAACUCCAAAAGCUCUCCUCACCGUAGUACCCAGCCAUCUAAUGACUUAGCAGCUAAAGUGGCCAGCAACCAGCAGUCGUGUGAAGGGACCACCCAGAAGUGCUUUAUCCGUGUGACUGGCAUGACUUGUGCCUCCUGUGUAGCUAACAUUGAGCGCAGCCUCCUCAAACACAAAGGUGUGGUGUCUGUUUUGGUAUCGCUGAUGGCGGGAAAGGCGGAGGUCCGGUAUGACCCACUGGUUCUGGACGCUGGUCAAGUCAGUCGGCUCAUAUCUGGCCUCGGCUUUGGUGCUACACUCAUGGAGAGCAGUGCAGUCGCCGAUGGAAAAGUGGAUCUCUCUGUGACUGGCAUGACUUGUGCGUCAUGUAUCCAUAACAUUGAAAACAAGCUGCUCAGGACUAGGGGUGUUUUUGAGGUCUCUGUGUCUCUGGCAACCAAAAAGGCUCAUGUGAACUUUGACCCAGAAAUACUUGGUGCCAGGGACAUCAUCAGAAGCAUUGAGGCUUUGGGCUUUGGAGCGUCUCUGAUCAAAAGUGACGGUUUUGGAAAAAAUGAAGCCUUGGACCACCGGGAGGAGAUUCAACAAUGGAAGCAGUCCUUCCUGUUCAGCCUGGUGUUCGGCGUCCCAGUGAUGGGCCUGAUGAUCUACAUGAUGGUGAUGGACAGUCAAAACCAGGAGCAUGGCGGCUCCAUGCCCCAUGGGCAGAACGUGCUCCCCGGGCUCUCCAUCCUCAACCUCGCCUUCUUCCUUCUCUGCACACCUGUGCAGAUCUUUGGGGGCCGGUACUUCUACAUUCAGGCAUACCGGUCACUGAAGCACAAAGUGGCCAACAUGGACGUCCUGAUCGUACUGGCCACCACCAUCGCAUACAUCUACUCUUGCGUUGUCCUGUUAGUGGCCAUGGCAGAGAAGGGGGAGACCAGCCCCGUCACCUUCUUUGACACUCCCCCCAUGCUGUUCGUCUUCAUCGCUCUCGGGCGGUGGCUGGAACACGUUGCUAAGAGCAAAACAUCUGAGGCGCUGGCCAAGCUCAUGUCCCUGCAAGCGACUGAUGCCACCAUAGUGACCCUGGGUCCCGACCACUCCAUUAUCAGGGAAGAGCAGGUCUCUGUGGAUCUGGUCCAGAGGGGAGACGUGGUGAAGGUGGCUCCCGGAGGAAAGUUCCCCGUGGAUGGGAAGGUGAUCGAGGGCAGCUCCAUGGCCGACGAAUCUCUCAUUACAGGUGAGCCCAUGCCCGUGUGUAAGAAGCCGGGCAGCUGUGUGAUUGCGGGCUCCAUAAACGCCCACGGGGCGCUGCUGGUGGAGGCCACUCACGUCGGGGCGGACACCACUCUCAGCCAGAUAGUCAAACUGGUCGAGGAGGCCCAGACGUCUAAGGCGCCCAUCCAACAGUUUGCUGAUAGACUGAGUGGCUACUUCGUCCCGUUCAUCGUGCUCGUCUCCGUGGUCACCCUGGUGGUCUGGCUCAUCAUAGGCUUUCUGGACUUUGACAUUGUAGCGGCAUAUUUCCCAGGCUACGAUAAGAACAUUCCUCGCACAGAUGUGAUCGUGCGCUUCGCCUUCCAGACCUCCAUCACGGUCCUGUCAAUUGCUUGCCCCUGCUCCCUGGGCCUGGCAACCCCGACUGCUGUGAUGGUGGGCACAGGAGUGGGCGCCCAGAACGGCAUCCUCAUCAAGGGCGGCGAGCCUCUGGAGAUGGCACACAAGAUCAAGACGGUGAUGUUUGAUAAGACAGGCACCAUCACCAACGGAGUGCCACAGGUGACGAGGGUACUGGUGCUGUGGGACAAGGCCCGCAUGCCUCUCCGGAAGGUUCUGGCCGUCGUGGGCACCGCCGAGGCCAGCAGUGAACACCCGCUGGGUCUGGCUGUCGCCAAACAUUGCAAACAGGAGCUGGGCAGCGAGACUCUGGGGUUCUGCCAUGACUUCCAGGCAGUGCCCGGCUGCGGAAUCAGCUGCAGAGUCUCCAGCGUGGACGAGCUGCUGCGCACCCUGGACCAGGCUAUCGAGUCCGAGGGCCGUCUCACCAUCGAAGGGGCCACGACGGACGAGAGCAGCCUGGUCACUGGCUCAGAGCCUGGAACGUACUCUGUGCUGAUUGGUAACAGAGAGUGGAUGAGGCGUAACGGUCUACACAUCACCACUGAUGUGGACGAGGCCAUGACCAGCCACGAGACCAAAGGCCAGACCGCAGUGCUGGUGGCCAUAGACGGGGUGCUGUGUGCCAUGCUGGCGAUAGCCGACACGGUGAAGGCCGAGUCUGCACUGGCCAUCCGCACCCUGAACAGCAUGGGCAUCGAUGUUGUCAUGAUCACCGGAGACAACCGCCGCACCGCUAAAGCUAUCGCCACACAGGUGGGCAUCAGGAAGGUGUUUGCGGAGGUGCUGCCAUCUCACAAGGUGGCGAAGGUGCAGGAGCUACAGGAGCAGGGCCUGAGAGUAGCCAUGGUGGGGGAUGGCGUCAACGACUCGCCCGCUCUCGCCCGCGCUGACCUUGGCAUCGCCAUCGGAACGGGCACCGACGUAGCCAUCGAGGCUGCCGACGUGGUUCUGAUCAGGAAUGACCUGCUGGAUGUGGUCGCCAGUAUUGAGCUGUCAAAGAAAACGGUCAAGAGGAUCCGUAUCAACUUCGUCUUUGCUCUCAUAUACAACCUGUUGGGAAUCCCAAUUGCUGCAGGAGUAUUCAUGCCAGCUGGUCUGGUGCUGCAGCCUUGGAUGGGCUCCGCAGCAAUGGCAGCCUCCUCUGUAUCAGUGGUGGUCUCCUCAUUACUGCUCAGACUGUAUAAGAAGACCCCGGUGGAGAUGUUUGAGCUCCGAGCCCGGGGCCACACGAAGAGCCUCAACCCCUCUCAGGUGAGCGUCCACGUGGGCCUGGAUGACCGCCACCGCACCCCCCCAUCCGGCCGCCACACCUGGGAAAGACAGAGCCAGGGCAGCUACCUCCCGGGGUCCCCUCGACCACCCUCCUCUUCCUCAGCCCAGGACCGGCGCUCUCUCCUAGAUGACGAAGGAGGUGUGGACUUGAUUGUGUGACCUUGUUCCCUCCCAAUGAUGAAGGAGGUGUGGACUUGAUUGUGUGACCUUGUUCCCUCCCAAUGAUGAAGGAGGUGUGGACUUGAUUGUGUGACCUUGGUCCCUCCCAAUGAUGAAGGAGGUGUGGACUUGAUUGUGCGACCUUGCUUCCUCCCAAGGAUGCACAUACAAAAGCAGCAAGGAGGAUGCCUAUCUUUGAUUAUGGUUAUUGGAACCAACUUGGGACCACCUGCCCCAUAGACCCCUGUGCACUAAGGGUGAGUAAGGAGGAGGGGACAAUCAGAAUGACGGUUUACUUAAAAGCCAGCAUCCUGACCACAUUCAGGCACGUUCCAGUACCCUAAGGGACCUUGGUUCGACUUCCGAGCCAAGGUCAUUUCUUGAUCUCACCCUCAUCCUUCUUUCCCACUUCACUUCACGUUAGUAUUCACUGUCCUCUCAAAUAAAGUAAAAAAAAAAAAGUCCCAAAUAUAUCAUUUCAAUUCCAAGGAAAGGGAUCAUACUGGAUGGCUAUGAGGACACCAGGAGUGGACGAGACAUCCGAAUACUUAAACAACUUUUUGGACGACUAUGUCAGAGAACAACAGUACCUUUAAGAGCAAUACCUGACAGUGUUUAAUGUGGGAAAUCAUUUCAUAUACAUUGCACCAGUUAAUGAUUUUCACAUCUCAAUCAUUAAAUAAAUCAAAUAAAUUUGAAAGA
Messenger RNA from Sardina pilchardus (European sardine), 5101 nucleotides. RefSeq names its product ATPase copper transporting beta (gene atp7b). NCBI's taxonomy places the organism in Eukaryota, Metazoa, Chordata, Actinopteri, Clupeiformes, Clupeidae. The transcript has 21 exons. Gene Ontology annotation, cellular component: membrane. Gene Ontology annotation, molecular function: ATP binding; P-type divalent copper transporter activity; ATP hydrolysis activity. Gene Ontology annotation, biological process: copper ion homeostasis; monoatomic cation transport. Bases 164 to 4399 code for a protein of 1411 amino acids. The record is from RefSeq and is a predicted model, not a curated record.